ACGAGGUUAGUAUAACGCGCUGUAAUGGCGGCACGAUCUUCGCGAGUUCUGUAAUUUUAUCAAGAUAGACUUCUGGAAGUGAUUAAUCCGGCUCAAAUAUGACAGCACCAGAAGCAGCAUUACUCCGUGUUUACAAAUCUAAAAUUUUUAGUGGAAAUGCCUUAUUGUCCAAAGAUGAAUUUGACGAUAAACUUGAGAAAUGUCAUGCAGUACUCAGCAGCCUGGUCAAUGGUCUUUCAGAAAGGGAGGUUCACGAUACUUUAAACCAAACAGUGUGCAAAGGAUUGAAGGAACAUGAAGAAAUAUCCUAUGGAUUACUGUUCACAAUUCUUACUGAGCCAGCCAAUGCUGCAAAGGCGUAUCGUGAUCUGAGCUAUCUGUCAAGGGAUGGUUUCAACUUAAUAAUUAACAAGUUGCUGCAAGUGAUAAGUGAUAAAUUUGAUCGUCUUCUAGAAACGCCAAGAGGACAGAUACUUUGGCUUCUUGGUGAAAUGAUGAAAAAUUCGGUGAUUGGGUUGGAGGUUGUGGCACUAGCAUUAUUGAAACAAAUAGCCGGUGGAGAUAUAAGUCUGGGAAAUACUUGGCUUGCUGAAAACACACUGAAAAUCUUGCAAAAUAACAGAUCCUGGCUAGACAAGAAUUCUACAGUUCUACCAGUUGCAUUGUAUACAUAUUUGCGCAUUAUUGAGGACCACGAAGCUUCACAGUUUUCUUCAUUGCGUCAAUUGGAAGUAGAUUUUUGUAUCAGCGUUCUGCGUGAAAAGUUUGUUGAAUGCAUGGGCAUUGGCAGAGAUCUUAUCAGGGUUCUUCACAACAACACUAGGAUUCCAGAGUUUACAGCUUUGUGGAAGGACAUAUUGUACAGGCCACAGUCGCUGAGUCCCCAGUUUUCAGGUAUUACACAAAUAUUCAACACACGAACAUCUCGAAAAAUACUUACAAGCAGACUUACACAAGACAUGGAAAACAAGAUGACAUUUCUGGCAUUGAAGGUUCGUUUUGGGCAGCAGAAGAGAUAUCAAGACUGGUUCUACCGACAGUAUCUACUGGCACCAGAAGCCCAGUCUCUGAUUCCUGACUUGGUUCGUUUUCUUUGUGGAGUUAUUCACCCACCCAAUGAAGUGCUCUGUUCUGACAUCAUUCCGCGAUGGGCAAUUCUAGGCUGGUUGUAUACAAUUUGUCAGAACCCAGUUGCUCAAGCGAACGUCAAGCUGGCGCUAUGCUACGACUGGUUGUUCUAUUCUGGUGAAAAGGACAAUAUCAUGAAUAUUGAACCGGCCAUGCUACUUAUGCAUAAUUCUAUCAAAACCCAUCCAAGUAUUACCUAUGGUCUUUUGGAGUUUAUAUGCAAGAUCGUCACCUCGUAUUCAACAGAGCAUGAGUCACUGCUAAAGCAUGGUAUAAAAAGAGCAUUUCGCAGCAUACUCGAUAAACGAGUUGUUGGGUCACUUUCGCCUCUUUUGAAUAACCAUCGAAUGGAUCGGAAUAUGAAGAAUCUCGUCCGUGAAACAUUGCCAGAAUUCACAGGCCGUGAUAAAGAGUCGAAAGGAGAAGACUCAUCUUCUUCCACUACACCCCCAACGUCACCAAAAACAGAGCAACCCCCGAGUCUGUCCCCGUCUACAGAGGGUAAUGGGGAUGACAUUGAAGUCGUAGGAGAGGAGCCAGAGGAGCCAGAUGCUGAAGAAGCGGUGUUUUCUGAUGAUGAAAAUGACCAGGAAAACUCUAAGUCGAAGUUUAAGCCUAUUGUCCGGGAGGAGGAGACGUCGCUAGGAAAGUCUGAUGACGUCAUUGGUAAUGUUGAUAUGCUGGAGUUAGAGGAAUUUCAGAAUAUUGAUAACACACUUUUGAGAGAUAAUAUCCUAAAACUUAAAAAUGACAGUGAUGAUACAUUGAGAUGCGAAGCAAUGGAAAGCAUUAUUUCGACUGUUGACUCUAUGAAGGAUUUUGAUGAUGAAAUGGCAACACCAAUAUGUGUUUGUCUGGCUGCAUGCUUGACUGAUGACCUUGCUUUACCCUGUCUUCCCGAUGAGCUCACUGAAAGCGCAAUUGAGCAAUCAUUUGAGAGGCCACAAUACAUUUUGUUUAGAUCGAUAACAUCAUUGUCAAAGCACGACAUCGAUCGAGAGAAGCUUUACAUCCUUCUGAAUGGAAUCCACGAGCUAAACCCAAAGAUUGGCUAUCAUUUCUUGUAUUUUCUUAAGUCAGGGGUUGGGGACACAGAGUUCUUCAAUUACGAAGAUUACAUAAGCUAUCAAAAAGAUAAAACCCUAAGGACAGUUCUGGUAUCCGACUUAACUAUGUGUCAUCAGUACGACCCAAAGUUGUUUUUGCAUGUCAUAACUUCGAUUUUCCAAAGAUUCAAUGAAUCAGCUGUUGGUUGUGCCGACCUUAUUCGUCUUUUGUGUUCAGCUAUCAGCCCCCAAGAGAUUCAAGAAAUCGUAACGGAGAUAUCGAUGGGUAAGCUGGUCAUCAUUGGCGAAAACCAAGUUGAGUCAUUGCUAGUCAACUCUUUGUCUUGGGAUGCAUUUGAGCAAAACUGUCUAUGGCAGUUUCUUGUUGCAGAAGAAACACCAGUGGAGAUGGUUGUCGGACUGCUCCCCCACUUGAAUCAGGAAGAUAACCCCGUGCCCUUGUCAAACCUAUUACUUCAACUGCGACAUGAGAGUCCUACAGCUGAUAUUCUAAAGCCGUUAUUGUGCAUGUCAGUUGGAAGUGAUUAUGAUGGAUUUUUGUUAAGUACGUGUUUGUUCAAAUAUUGGUCAGAAGAAGAAGCGAGGGAACUUGCUAAUGUCAUUGCUCAGAUUUUAACAAAAAGCAUUGGCCAGAAUAACAAAAGGAAGCAGGGACGUGCUUCUGGAAAGAAUCAGCCAUCUGUGGAUCAAGUUUUAACGCAUCUAGAUUUGUACAGAAAACAUUUUCAGUCUCCAUCUAACAAAAGCAUCUUCAAGUAUGAAUCUCUGCGGUAUUCUUUUCAACAAGUUAAAGCAGGUGUGCAAGAUGCAAAAUUGAAAGCAAGGUUUCAAAAACUGCUGGACGAGUGUCUAGAGGUUUCAGAUAGGGUAUCAAGAAAACGAGCGACAGAAAGAGUUACCAGGAAUGCAAGACGACGAAAACCAGCCAGCGAAUCAGACGAGUCAUCUGAGGAGGAGGACGAAGAGGGUGAUGAAAAUGACGAAAAAUCAGAUGCUGAAGAGGAAGAAGAAGAUGAUUCAGAAGAGGAAGAAAGAAGCGAACUGCUUCCACGCUCCCCGUCAAAAAAGCGCAGAAGGACAUCUCGGUUGCUAGAACUGGAAGAUGACUGAGACCUUUAUUUUUCUUGAAAAGGAAAUAGAAGCAUUCUGUAGCAGGUUGUAAAUAAUAGGCCUAACAGCCUUGCUUGUGAACAUACUCGGUUUUUCAAAAGACAGCUUUGCUCCUAGCAUCGUUUAACUGACAGUGACUGAACAUCGUGGCCAGGGAUUCAACGUGGCUUUAAAACGCCUUGGUAUCUCAAAUGUGAAGUUUUCCUGUCUUUGUAGUUGAUAAAUCCCUGUCGUUGUUGAAGCUCAAAAAUUUUUAGAGGAAACGUUGACGUAAGAGUGAAUUAAUAUGUUUUAGUCAUAGAUUAGAGAA
Rhopilema esculentum is the source of this 3615-nucleotide messenger RNA. Its product is annotated as integrator complex subunit 3. Gene Ontology annotation, cellular component: cytoplasm. Lineage: Eukaryota; Metazoa; Cnidaria; Scyphozoa; Rhizostomeae; Rhizostomatidae. The record is from RefSeq and is a predicted model, not a curated record.